UGCCAGUCGGUGAUCGGUGUUGCAUUAGUUGAUACCGUUUAAUUAAAUUCUGGCCUUGCUACAUAUAGACGGAGCCAAAGUGAAACGGCGACCGGCCGGAACGCGGUGGUUAAGUCCAGUCGGAAUGUCCAGCCGUCUCUCGAACUUUUUGUUAUCCUCCAGGCCUACAUGCCCGGGUACCCAGACAACAACCACCGUUUGCUGAGACGCUCAAUUUCGUAGUAUCUCUCCAAAAAGGGCACAACGAGAGGGUCGACGAAGAACCUGUUACGGAAAAUAAUAAGCUGAGCGAGUCGGUGCAGACUAGGUCAGGCGGUCAUCAAUUUUGCAUACAUUCGUGGUUAAGUUACAGAAUUGCGGAUAUGCCCGUGAGCUGACCCAUCAAAGCAGGCGUAGAACGGAGACAUGUCGUGGAAUCAAAAGGUAGAAAAAGAUGCUGAAAAAUCCAAACAAAGCAUCAAACUCACUGGAUUCACCAGGUUCACCGACUCGAACGACAAUGGUCAUGUCAACCUCGGUUUCAUCCCAGAUAACAUGUGUGAAACGGAAAAGGCUGAUGACAAACUCCGUACAGGGCCUAACUUCAACGUCUGGACGGGAGUGAACAUCGUAUCGAGGAGAACAUUCUUUAGCAAAAAGGUCCUGUAUAAAAGGCUUCCUUUUAUUUCCUAUAUUAAGAAUUACAACUCGCAGAUAGCCAUCUCUGAUCUCUUGGCCGGCGUGACAGUAGGCCUCACAGUCAUACCACAGGCUAUCGCUUACGCCAACGUCGCCGGCCUUUCACCACAGUACGGCCUAUAUUCGUCUUUCGUAGGAUGUUUCGUAUACGCUUUGUUCGGAUCUGUCAAAGACAGCCCUAUCGGACCCACGGCUAUCAUGGCCAUUCUGACUCGUGAGAAUCUGCACGGUUUUGGACCCAGCGGAGCCAUCCUUCUGUGCUUCCUCACCGGCAUCAUCCAGAUCGUCAUGGGAGUAGUGCAAAUAGGUUUUCUAGUUGAUUUCAUAUCUGGCCCCGUCUCGGUGGGUUUCACGUCCGCUGCAGCGAUUAUAAUAGCGACUACACAGAUCAAAGACCUGCUGGGUCUGACGUACACAGCGAGCAACUUUCUGGACGUCUGGGAUCAACUCGCCGGCCACAUAAAUCAGACGAAAAAAUGGGACGCAGUCAUGGGAUUCCUUUGUAUGAUUGUACUCCUGCUUUUGAGGAAAAUGAAGGACAUAUCUGUAGGACCAGAAGACGACACACUACGAACUGUGAGGCAAAAGACGUUGUCUCACGUAAUAUGGUUCAUUUCGACUGCUAGGAACAUUCUUGUAGUCGUCUUUUCUGCUUUGAUUGCGUACUGCUUCCACAUCCAUGGAUCGGCUCCGUUCGUCCUAAUCGGCAACGUAAAAGAAGGUUUACCCAUGAUCCGUACUCCCCCAUUCGAGCUCCAUGCCAAUGAUAAGACGUAUACAUUUUUAGAAUUAUGCUCCACUCUGAGCUCUGCCAUCGUCGUUCUUCCGCUCCUCUCUCUACUGGAGGACAUAUCUUUGGCAAAGGUUUUCUCCGAUGGAAAACCAAUUGACGCUACACAGGAACUCUUGGCCCUAGGAUUGUGCAAUGUGGCUUCUUCAUUUGUUGGUUCAAUGCCAGUUUCUGGUGCUUUAUCACGUGGUGCUGUCAAUAAUGCCAGCGGUGUCAGAACAACCCUUGGUGGGAUUUACACUGGUAUUAUUGUACUACUUUCUCUCCAGUUUUUUACACCAUAUUUUUAUUAUAUACCUAAGGCAUCAUUAGCAGCUGUAAUUAUAGCGGCAGUUGUUUUCAUGGUUGAAUUUCAUGUUGUGAAGCCCAUAUGGAGAACAAAAAAGACUGAUUUGAUACCAGCAGGAGCUACAUUUAUAUCAUGUCUCUUGUUAAGGCUAGAACUUGGUAUUGUUAUUGGAAUCAGUAUAAAUGUUCUUUUCUUACUUUAUGCAUCAGCCAGACCAUCUGUACAUGUUGAAAAACAUCCAAAAACAAAUGAAGUGGGCUGUGAAUAUUUAGUGAUUACACCAGACCGAAGUUUAACAUUCCCAUCAGUGGAAUAUGUGAGAAAUAUGAUUUCAAAAGCUGGAGCCAAACAAGGAGCUAGUUCAAUCCCAGUCGUUAUAGAUGCAAGGCAUGUUCAAGGAGCGGAUUUUACCGCAGCCAAGGGGGUCAAGUCGCUGAUUGACGAUUUUGUUAAAAGAAACCAGCCACUUCUUUUUUACAACUUGAAACCAAGUGUUGUCAGUGUUUUUCAAGCAGUACAACCAGUCAGCUUUCAACACUGCUCCACUGAGCAAGAGCUAAAGGCAGCGUUAAAAAGCUAUUGCAAGACAAACAUUAUUUAGACUUGACCUGUGAUGAGAUGCCUCACCCCAAGCAGAAAUAGUAGACAACGAUCAAGUUUUUUUUUUUAUAAUUUAUUGUGUAUUUAAGCUACAGACAGUUAUGCAUUAUUAAAUUUCUUAGUUGAGGCUACAACAAAACAGUGAGAUUUCUCCAUGUAGUCUGUGGGAUGAUUAAUCUGUAAUUUGAUUGUUACUGAUAAUUUUGGACUACCUAUCCUAGCUGGUUUGGUCUGACAGAUACAUUUCAGCAUUGUGCCAUCUUCCACCGACACAUGGGCACUGAAGAUGGUAUAUACCAAAACAAUGAUCAAUAACAAGUAUAGAAAACAACAAAACAACCUCAACUUUUGAUUUGAAUAAAAUGUAGUAUUUUUAUGAAUUCAAUCAUUUAGUGUUGUCAUUCAUUUUUAUCUUCUAUUUAUUUGUGACUUAUAUUAAAUUAAUGAAAGAUUGUUAUUUACAUUUGUGUUCCCUUAAAAUCAGAAUGUUGUAACAAUUGUAAAUAUACCUAAUUUAAUUAUAUUCUUGGGUCAAUCAUUUAUCUUUAUCGCAUUACAGACAAAUACAUUGCAUGGAGUAGAAAGAUGCUAGCUUUCAACUACUAUCCAACAUUUGCUGGGUUGUGCAAUUAUGAGGUGAAAGUUGAAUUGGUACAGAGUACAAUUUUGUACAGAUUGCAUUCACUUACAAUCUGAACUUAUUCAUAGAGCUAAAAACAACACCUCACAGUUUGAGAUCUAAACUGCUUUUUCAAUAAUAUAUUUUAAUCAAAUAUAUUGGAAAAAAAGGUAUUUACAGGUCAAAUUUAUAAAAAAUCAAGCAGAAAGAGCAAUGAAGGUAAUAAAUUAGCAACAGUAGUAUAAUAUUUACAAUUUAAUUUAUUAUAAAUAACAUUCAUACUAUUUUAAGUGUUAGCAGCAUUGGUUGGUUGUACAAUUAACACGUUUUCUUUUCCUUUUAUAUUUUAGACAGAUAUAUGAUAAUACUUUAUUAUCAAUAAUUUGCAUUACAUUAAUAGAUAUCUUUAAAGAAUAUGCAAUAUAUGUAUAUAAUAGACAAUAUACCAAAAAUACAUUUUUUUUUUAAGAUCAGUAAACAUUACUUCACUCUUUGGUCAUUACGUUUUUUAUUGUAAUUUUUAAUAAAGUUGCUACAAGAAAGGCAAUUGGAAGGCAGCCUAUGUUCCUUUUAAAACGAACAAGGAUUCAAUACAUUUAGUUAUCUUAUUAAUACAUCACAUAAAAUAAAUUGUUAUAGAAAUUAAUGAAUAUUUAGCCAUUUUAUUAUUUUGUAAAAAAAA
This is a messenger RNA of Cimex lectularius (bed bug), 3658 nucleotides long. RefSeq names its product sodium-independent sulfate anion transporter-like. The transcript is spliced from 15 exons. Gene Ontology annotation, molecular function: secondary active sulfate transmembrane transporter activity. NCBI's taxonomy places the organism in Eukaryota, Metazoa, Arthropoda, Insecta, Hemiptera, Cimicidae. Gene Ontology annotation, cellular component: membrane. Bases 406 to 2358 code for a protein of 650 amino acids. Gene Ontology annotation, biological process: transmembrane transport. The record is from RefSeq and is a predicted model, not a curated record.